This is a messenger RNA of Sclerotinia trifoliorum, 4712 nucleotides long. Lineage: Eukaryota; Fungi; Ascomycota; Leotiomycetes; Helotiales; Sclerotiniaceae. The record is from the annotation of a GenBank genome assembly.
GCAAAGCGUCAGGGGUGCCACGAGAGAGAGCUGACAUUUUGAAUUCGAUGCGGGAUCCGAUGCCAUGGGGAAUGAUUUCUAUAAGCGCCCUCAGACAAGGUCUGCAGUAUGCAUGGGUUAUGCAAUGGUUGAUGGACAAUGGGCAGCCUUUCACAAAUUUUCCUCCUCGUCUGUCUCCCCCAUCCCUUCCUCCAACCACUCUUCUUUGCAAACAUAAUCACGGAGUUCAGCAAUGCCCCAAGAUAAAUUCUAUCUUUAUGCAUCUACUGCGCAUUUGUCUAGGGACAUUGGAAGUACAUGACAUAUACUUUUCCAAAUAAUAUCCUGAAGCAUCGUCACCAUCCCAGGCUCUUCUCACCAAAGACUUCAAGUGCCGGUAUUAGCUCUUGUGCUGAAGUUCCCGCCCCUGACAUUAUCUUUAUUUUUCAGAAAGGCUGUGCAGUGCUGUAGGGAUACAUCAUUGUUCGUUUCCAAUUUGAGGAUAAUCAUCAUGUCGAGCCUCAAAGAUAUCAUGGACGUAGAUGUGGAUCCUCUUCAAUCUCAAGCCUAUAGAAGGAAGGAAGCCGCUGAACAACAACAAGCUUCGCGACCAUCCAUUGAUCCUUCAUCUCAAAGUCCCUCUCCUCAGAUUGAUGAUACUAAAGGAAAGUUAUCUAUCAACCAUCGAAGAUCAAACCGAGUUUCAAAACCGCCCUCCCAGCCCACAACAUCGCGUCCAAACUUACGGCGGCGUAGCAGCGGUGCCGGCGAAGCUAUGGAUUUCUCGGCCUACCAAGCUGGCGGGUCAAGCCAAGGGAGCAUGUCUAGUAGUCCUCUGCAAACAUCUACCAGAGGAGUAAUAGAGCCCAUGGCAGAUAUUGUGCCUGUCAAAUACACACCUGUGACCGGACGUAUUAGCAGAGCAAAGAAGGGUAUGCCAGUGCAUACAUGCGACGACUGUAGGAAGGUUUGUUCUUGAGUUCAAUUUGAUUACGACUUCAUCAGCUAACAAGAACACAGACGUUCACCAGGGCGGAGCAUCUCAGGUAAGGACCAGGUCCCAUCCAGAUUACUAGUAUUGUAAAAAUACUUUACGCGCGAUAUGAUGGAGAUAAUAGCAGCUAUUUAUGCAUCAUGAGCAGAUAUGAGAACAGAAGGAACACUAGAAGAAGUAUAUGGACUAAUUCUUGAUGAUCCCCGAUUACAGGAGGCACAAACUGAGCCAUGGUAAACCUGCUUUUCCAUGUACAUUCGAAGACUGCGAGAGGACAUUCCACCGCCCUGACCUACUGGCCCGUCAUCUCAAUCGACAGUAAGUUUUAUCCGUCUUGAGUUCCAAGACCUAACUAAUAAAACAAAGCGACACACAAGGUGAAAAAGCAUAUAAAUCUAGUGACCCAAGAAGCAGGGCCUCCUCAAGUGCAUCAGAGAGUGCCCCUAUGAGACUAGAACCCACACCACACGCAAUAUCUAUGAACUUGAGUCAGAUGUCUCCAAAUAAUUCUAUGACACCGAGAACUUCAGCGGGAGGGGGAAAUUCUGCCGCAGCUGCAAAUUUUAACACAAUCACGGGCAAUUUCCAAGCUGGUGAUUUCUCAUCUCGCAGCUCUCACAAAAGGUCUGUUGGCCAGGCACAAAUGACUGACGCGGAAGUGUAUACUGGGGCAUCAGCUGGACCGAUCUCAUCCAGGUAAGCAUGGGCCAUAACUCCCAGAAUUUUUCUAAUGCCUUCUUCAUUUUACUAUGGGGAAGUACCUUUACUUGCUUUUGAUUACUCAUACAAACGAAUGUACAGAGAUUUCUUGACUGACACUAGGCAGGACUUAUGGUGAAAUGACUUCAACUUUCAAUGUAAGGCCCAUGCAGGAGUUUUCAGGCCAAGAUCCGUAUCGUACAACGAGCUCCAGCUUCCAAGGAUUGUAUAAUGAAGAUGCUUCCUCAUUCCAGAAUUAUAGCGCACCUCAUGCUCUACCACUUUUACGUAUUCCAGAAGAACCUUAUAUGCCAGGCUUACCAUACACACACGACAAUUCACCCUGGUGUUCGUCGGCUUCCGAUAGCACCUAUUCAACUCAGUCGGAGAGCUCACGAACGGGAAGAAUGACGCAAAGAGGCCGAUCUGGCUCAUUAGCCACAGCGCCCGAAUGGUCUAUUCCAGUGCCAAGCGCACAAUGGUCCCACGGUAUGUGCGAGCAUUUCGUGAGUGUAGUUCCAUCAAAUCAUAAACUGAUAAUACGGUACUUUUAGGUAUGGCCAACACCACAGCUCAGGGCCUCAGAAGUCCACCUUACGAAACAGUGAUGGAGUCUUAUGAUGCACCUUAUACGCCCCCUAGAAUGUCACCGCCAUCUCGGCAACUGCUUGAUGUGCCUGGCUUCGGGGGCUAUUAUAUGGAAUCAGUGGGUAAUCCACACACCUCAACAUAUAAUAAACACUUGGCUCAGACUUUUCUUGCAGCGUCCCCUUCGCGAUUAUCCAGCUCCCGAUUGGCAGUCCUUAAUAGAGGAUCGGAGGAGCUGGUGGGAUCCCAACAAUUAGAAACAUCGACAAACAUCAAAACGAUCACUUCACCUCCUUCCCAAUCCGCAAUCUCUAACCUUGAAAUCUAUCUUUCUCUAUUUUGGGAUAACUUCGACAAAAUAUUCCCGUUAAUUCACCGUGGGACGUAUAUAAAGAACCAAAACCUACUGCUCACCCUCGCAAUGGCUGCAAUCGGCACCCAGUACCGACCCUACCCUGAAGCACGAUAUCAUGGUGUUGAAUUCCACGUAUAUUGUGCUAAAAUAAUUCCUUUAGCCCUUGAUUGGACAAUACCAGUAAUGCAAGCAAUACUAAUUACCGAGAUAUUCACUCGUUUCCGUGGUAAAAAAGCCACGGUUCGCCUAUCUCUCCAGUUCGAAGAGUUAUACAGUCGGGUAAGUUGCUGUUCUUACGACUACCAUGGGUACAUUUGUUGAUUUCUAGCAGCUUCUGAACCUAUCAUACCCAGCAUCUGAAACUAAAACUGUUAUUGAUAAUGCUAGUACCUGUGCUGGCUUGACUGGUCACUUCAACACACGCGCUACAUCUAAAGACAUACAACGCAACUGGUUGCUCUGGGUCGACACCGAGUCACGACAACGUCUUUUAUGUCUAUGUUUUAUUUUCGACAUUCACCAAGCCAUGUUUUACCAGCAAAAACGAGCCAAAUCAUGUGUAAAUUCUACUGUACUAUAUGCACCCUGCUCGGAAGUCCUGUGGGAAUCAACUAACGCAGCCGACUGGGCUAUGAACGAGACAGGGGAUAAUGCAGGUCAACCACUUCAUCUCCUCCAACAUCAUUUCACUAAAGAGCACCAUUUUGAGCUUUCACAUUUCGCUCGGUCACUUAUCUUAUGCUCCUUGACGUCUCAACUCCCCAGCCGUGUUGUCUCUAACUAUCACUAUCUAAGCGACUUUGAAAUACACAAUACGGAUCCCACGAUACUCGAACUUGUAACAUUAUCUUCCGCAUCUUCAAUGGUACUUACCUACGUCGCGUUGUACCAUACCCCGCUCCGCGACCUUUUAGCUGUCAGCGGGGACACAUGGGUGUUUACUCAAAAAAUCACACAUCCAAACCAUUUCCGCGAAGCACAAUCCCGUCUCAAACUUUGGUCAUCGUCUCUAGCAGCAGCCACCGCCGCACAUUAUGCUUGCCUUGUUCUACUGUCCGAGUUUUCUGCGCCAUGCUACCCAUCUUCCGACAACAACACAAUGCAACAUUCUCUCGAUCUCUCUCAUUAUUGGUCUUUGAACGUUGCCGCAUUGAUCUGCUGGGCCUUUGGCCACCGUGUCAGCGGAAUUAGAGGUGCCUCCUUCCGAAACGUUACAGACCCAUACACAGCCCUAGACUCGAACACUUCUCCCGAGGCGGCUCGGGAGAACGUACGACUCAAAGCUCUUACAUAUCUCAACUGUAUGCUAGAGCUAGAUAUCAAAGAUCUUUUGACUAGCAAAUCGAUCAUGCGCACAGAGACCUCCUCUAUUAUUGAUGCAGUGCGCAUGCGACUAGAGGUCGAUAGUGUUGGAGGCCAAUCCAUGACUCUCGUUGAUUCUAUCUGUGUUCUGAAGCGCCUUAGAGAGAGCGAAAGAGGGAAAUGGUUCUGACCUUUCUACAUUAUCCCGCUUUUCAGUGUUCAUCAAUUUCUUUUGGUCAUUCACUUUAUCCUUUUUUUCUCUUUUUCCGGAUUGGCCUUGUGCAUUGUCUUUUAAUGCUUCUUCACUUCUCGACAGGGGAUAAAGAUAAUUAGCAAUGACAUGCCUCAUGUAAUGAUGACGGAUUUCUUUUAAUUUCUUAAUGUUUGUUUCAUUUCAUACAUGGGGGUUUCAUCUUCAUUUCGGGCUAUCUAUUUCCUUACUUUACUCAAGCUGUACAACAUCAUUUCUCAUCUGUAUAACUACCUGUAUCCUUUAUACUUUUCUCAUCUGUUCCCGCUUCUAUAUUCUCUUACGAGCUCUUUAAAUUCCCUAUUUUUUUGCACACGAUUGAUGUUAAUGAACAAAAUGCGUAUGGUGACAUAUCAUAGCUAGGGUUUGUGUUACUCCAGGGCUUGGUUGAUGGGAAAGAACUCACUACAUACGCACAAUACAUAUCGAUGAUACCCGCGGAGAUGUGAUAGCGAGCAUGAGCAAAGUAAGGAGAGGGAGGAAGGAAAAUUGCGCCUUGUACACUAUUGUAUUGAGGUUGUACUGUACUGUACUGUAUUGUAUUG